CCAAGACCUUGUUUGUCCCGAGAUUCGACAAAUACUCGUUGCGGAUUGGUUACGCUUUGAUUUGUCUCAUACGUAGCCGCCACAGCGCCGGCCACUUUCAAUUGUCUCCUGUACAUGGCACCAUGCCCGACACGACGUGGAACAUCAUGCAAGAUCUUCAGUUCCUGAUUGCCCCAGACGACGAACUGCAAGAUGAAUUCGCGCUUGUGUGCGAUCGCCUGGACAGCGACCCUUGCACCGACGACCUGCGGGAGCCAUCCGCGCCCCCAAAGCGCCGACGAAAGCGUCGUAAUCGCGUGGAUAACUACAAGAUUGAGAUCACAUUGCUGCGUGCCCAAGUGGAAACCCUCACGUCCGAGUUGGAAGUGAUGAAAGCGAAGUAUCCCAUGAUAUACAUACCCGCGUGGAAGAUGGCAGCUAGGAGGCUGCGCGUCGAAGCCAUGCGAUGUCAGGUCGAGAACGAGGCGUUGCGGGCAGCAGUGGACGAGCGCGGGUCGUUCCUUGACAACAUGAAGCGACUGUUGCACAAGAAGCCUAGAUGGAGCCUAAGUUGACGUUCAAUAUAACACCAGUUAAGAUAACAUAGUCGUCCCAUCCGUCCUUCGAACGACGGCUUGUCGAG
Messenger RNA from Aphanomyces astaci, 622 nucleotides. RefSeq lists its product as hypothetical. The transcript has a single exon. Bases 123 to 554 code for a protein of 143 amino acids. NCBI's taxonomy places the organism in Eukaryota, Oomycota, Saprolegniomycetes, Saprolegniales, Verrucalvaceae. The record is from RefSeq and is a predicted model, not a curated record.